AUGAAUCAUCGAAAGGGCUUAGGGUCUCAAAAAUCGAACACAGAGCAAAGUAAUUCAGAAAGACAGAAGUCUCAAAUAAAUCGUCAUUUGGAAGGACAGAAGUCCAUACAGAGAUUGCAGAAGCAAGAAACUCCAGAACUCCAGUAUUCUAGAACAGAACCACAACGUUUAACACAGGCGGGACCAAUGGCUGCAAGUAGUCAAAGAGCUGCUCGAAAAACCGUUGCCGUUGCAGGCACACUUAUAACUAAACAGCUUGACCGUGUCCAAAGUCAUCACCAGCAUAAAGAAAAUACCGUCGUCCAUACAAAUACACCUGCUCUAGAAAGUCGAUCGCAGCGUAGCGACCAUCAAGGUCCGAUCUACACGGGAGACGUGAACUUGAUGUCCACAAUAGACACAAACAAGGAAAUAAUGUGUUGUAAAUAUACAGAAGAUACCCACUAUGUAGCUGCGGGAUUUACGGAUGGUGUCAUCAGAGUGUUUGAAUGUAGUACAGGAAAAUGCCGCCAAACUUUAAUAGACGAAGAGUGUCGAGCCUACCCGGGUCCCGUCACCGCAAUCAAACAUCGUCCUGUUGGCAAAGCUCACCCUAUCACCAAUACUAUAUUGGCUUCUUACGUAAACGGCUGUGUCAAAUGCUGGAAAUAUAAAUACGACACGUGCCUAUACACUAUAAGAGAAAAGCGGCAAACCUUGGGUUUAUCGUAUCACCCGCGAAAUCCUAAAUUCGUGACUUACGGUGAUGACUGUAAACUCAAUAUGUACGACGAGGAAGCGCAGACGCAAGAAAGGGCUUUUUACGGCAGCUCUACAAAAGAACCAGUAGAUGGACAUGUUUCAAGGGUAUAUGCUUGCGCUUUUAACCCUAAAUCGCACCAUGAAUUGAUAUCAGGGGGUUGGGAUGACACGGUAAUGUGUUGGGAUGACAGACAGCCGUUUGCAACGAAGCACUUUAAGGGGAUUCAUAUGUGUGGGGAAGGCUUGGACUUUGAUAAGCCUGGAAGACAGAUAUUAACGUGUUCUUGGCAAGAAAAAGAUUCAAUCCAGAUAUGGGACUACGGGUCUUGCAAGUUGAUAGACUCUAUCGUUCCUGAUAACCAUAUGUCCAAGCUCUAUUGCGGCAAGUUUGUGCCGCAGACCAACCUUUUAGUAUGCGGUGGUUCCGACAGCAACAUUAUUCGUGUCGUGGAUGUAGAUUUAAAGAUUACAGAAGCCUCGAUUCGUAAUAAUCCAGGAGAGGUGUACGCUUUUGACUUCGGCACAGUAAGGCGGAAACCACCCAAGGUGCCAGAAACCUAUAAGCGAAUCAGCGAGCUGCAAAGCGUUCCGCGCGUAGUCUUCGUCGCCGGCAAGCGCCUCGAGACCGUUGACUUCGGAUGA
Molecule: messenger RNA, 1383 nt
Organism: Hyposmocoma kahamanoa
Lineage: Eukaryota; Metazoa; Arthropoda; Insecta; Lepidoptera; Cosmopterigidae
Product: transcription initiation factor TFIID subunit 5-like
Exons: 6
Coding region: 1-1383 (460 amino acids)
Molecular function (GO): protein binding
Source: RefSeq, a predicted model, not a curated record